GUAUUCCGAGGCCAACAAAGUGAAAGUGACGUGGAUGAAACGUGUAGAGAGGAAUCGUCGCAGUCAAUUGACUGUUGUACCUGUGUGACCAGACUGAAAUGACAGUGCUCUAUGUUGGUGUCCCGUUCCACAUGUGGUUGAGUAGACUAUAUAAGCAGCGCAAUGCAAACCAGUCGUAUAAAUCACUGUGAGCUGCUGUAUACCCCUGCAGAAGUGUUUGAAGAGCGAGAUUGGCUGCUGCAGAUUUCAUUCCUUUCGGAUUAUUUGAAAAAGCAAAACAUAUUUUUUAGCAAUAAUGGGUGUUAUGGUUUCGCAACUCUUCUCUCGUUUCUUCGAGAAAAAACAGAUGAGAAUUCUGAUGGUUGGGUUAGAUGCUGCAGGGAAGACCACAGUCCUGUACAAACUAAAACUUGGAGAAGUUGUCACUACUAUCCCCACUAUUGGGUUCAAUGUGGAGACGGUUGAGUACAAGAACAUCAGCUUCACGGUGUGGGAUGUAGGUGGUCAGCACGUCAUCAGACCUCUGUGGAAGCAUUACUACCAGAACACUCAGGGUCUUAUAUUUGUGGUAGACAGCAACGAUCCUGAGAGGAUAAAUGAUGCCUCAGAGGAACUACAGAACAUGCUUGAAGAGGACCAGUUGAGAGAUGUAGUUCUGCUGGUGUUCGCCAACAAACAGGACCUUCCCAACGCCAUGUCUGUCAGUGACAUCACAAAUAAACUGGGACUGAGGAAACUUCAACUGAAUACUCCUUGGUUUGUCCAGGCUACCUGUGCGACCCAGGGUUCAGGUCUGUUGGAGGGACUGGACUGGUUGGCUGACCAGCUUUCCAAGCGCUAACUAGCUGAGUUGGCUCUGGGGUGAAGUUACCCCUAGGUACAGGUCUAGGAUCAGCUUCCCCUCCCCAAUUCUAACCUUAACCAUUAGUGGGGGAAAUGUAAAACUGACCCAAGAUCAGUGUCUAGGAGCAACUUCACCUUACAACAGCUGCGCUCAGCCCUUCUUAAGAACGACCAGGACACAACAUUUACUCAAGGACAACCAUACAAUCAGAACAAAACUUAGAAGUGCCUUUCUGAAAAGUUUCCAUUUGAAAAAUGUUUUUUUCUAAUGUAUUGCACAUAUUGUAACAUGUAAAGUUCUAAAUGUUUUAUGUUAAAAUAAUUGCAUCACUGAAUGAAUGUAAGCAGAUUCUUUAUCAAACCCCCUGUAUUUAUUUCCUGACUUCAAUACCUCACUACCUCUAAUAAAAUAAUGUGUUUAAAUGUA
Molecule: messenger RNA, 1270 nt
Organism: Salmo salar (Atlantic salmon)
Lineage: Eukaryota; Metazoa; Chordata; Actinopteri; Salmoniformes; Salmonidae
Source: RefSeq, a predicted model, not a curated record